This is a messenger RNA of Elgaria multicarinata webbii, 6041 nucleotides long. RefSeq names its product syntrophin beta 1 (gene SNTB1). The transcript is spliced from 7 exons. Lineage: Eukaryota; Metazoa; Chordata; Lepidosauria; Squamata; Anguidae. The coding region runs from base 338 to 2047 and encodes 569 amino acids. Gene Ontology annotation, cellular component: intracellular anatomical structure; dystrophin-associated glycoprotein complex; synapse. The record is from RefSeq and is a predicted model, not a curated record. Gene Ontology annotation, molecular function: protein binding; structural molecule activity.
GAAUGGUUUUUACCAACGAUUAAUUCGCCCUCGCCGGUCUCCAAACUCUAAGUCCUGCGACCUUGCGCCGGAGUUCCUACUUCUUUUUCGUCUUCUCUUUUCCCUGCUCCUCCCCUUUGCUCGCCACGCUAUACGCUUGGGAGUGCUCAGGGGCUCUCCCUAGUCCCUUGUCCCUCCUCCUCUCGCUCUCUACUAGAGUCUCUCCGGAUCGGAGGCGGGGGGGGAGUCCUGCGCGCUUCUCUGAUCUCUCCUUCUCUCUCUUUCACCCUCUCUCUCUCUUUUUUGGUGUGUGAGUGCGCGCACUAAAUCACAUGGUGUUUUAAGAAAUGCUCCAAAGAUGGCGGUAGCGGCGGCCGGAGGGGGAGGCGUUGGCGGCCGGGUACAGCGGAGUGGCGCGCUGGAAGUUUUGGUGCGCGACCGGUGGCACCGGGUUCUGGUGAACCUCAGCGACGAGGCGCUGGUGCUGAGCUGCGAGGAAGGAGCAGGAGGCGCCCUCGCCGCUUACAACGGCAUCGGGGCAGCUGCGGCAGGCAGUAACGGCAAUGGGACUUUCUGCGGCAGAGGGGCAGCUACUGCGGCGGCGGCGGCGGCGGUGUCGUCGGGGGGCGCCGCCGCCUGCAACCUCUCCGGAGCGGGAUCGCCCGAAUCCCCGUCGGCGGGCAGCAACAGCAGCAGCCCCAAGUCGGGUUUGAUGAGCGGGGUGCGCACGGCUUUCACCGACCUGCCCGAGCAAGUCCCCGAAGCCAUCUCCAACAAGAAGCGGUGCGUCAAGGUGCUGAAGCAGGAGAUGGGCGGCUUGGGCAUCAGCAUCAAGGGGGGCAAAGAGAACAAGAUGCCCAUCCUCAUCAGCAAGAUCUUCAAAGGGCUGGCGGCCGACCAGACCCAGGCGCUGUACGUCGGCGAUGCCAUCCUGGCCGUCAACGGCGCGGACCUGCGGGACGCCACCCACGACGAAGCCGUGCAGGCGCUCAAAAGGGCCGGCAAGGAGGUGGUGCUGGAAGUGAAGUACAUGCGUGAAGCCACCCCCUACGUGAAGAAAGGCUCGCCAGUUUCCGAAAUCGGAUGGGAGACUCCCCCGCCUGAGUCUCCCCGUCUGGGAAACGCAUCCACCGAUCCCCUGUCUCAGGUGUCUCUCUCCAUCCACAGAGACAAGAAAACAAUCCCACUCAAAAUGUGCUACGUUACACGGAACAUGACUGUGUCGGAUCCAGAAAACAGGCUUGUUGAGGUCCAUUCGCCCGAUGCAAAGCACACCCUGGUUUUAAGGAGUAAGGAUUCAGCCACAGCCCAAGCCUGGUUCCAUGCUAUCCACUCAUGCAUCAGUGACCUCAUUCCUAAGGUCAUCUCAGAGGUCAAAGAUCAGCUGGGCAAAGCGGGAAUUGCUGGAGGCCGAGAGAUCAGGCAUCUCGGUUGGCUCGCAGAAAAGGUCCUGGGAGAGAACGACAAGCAUUGGAAGGCAGCGCUUGUUGUACUGACGGAGAAGGAUCUCUUGAUGUAUGACAGCAUGCCACGAAUCAAGGAAGCGUGGUUUAGUCCUCUUCAUUCCUAUCCUCUGCUGGCUACCAGGUUGGUGCAUUCAGGGCCUGGGAAAGGCUCGCCACAGUCCGGGGUGGACCUGUCCUUCGCUACUCGUACAGGCACGCGGCAAGGGAUCGAAAGCCAUCUCUUCAAGACGGAUACUAGCAGAGACCUCUCUCUGUGGACUCGGAGCAUAGUUCAGGGUUGCCACAAUGCAGCAGAGCUCUCCACGGAAAUCACAACCGCUUGCACAUACAAAAACCAGGAGUGCCGCUUGACCAUCCAUUAUGACCACGGAUUCUCUCUCACAACUGAACCUCAAGAUGGUGCCUUUCCCAAAACUAUUCUACAGUUUCCCUAUGAGAAGCUAAAAAUGUCCUCAGACGAUGGGAUUCGGAUGCUUUAUUUAGACUUUGGAGGAAAAGAAGGCGAAAUGCAACUGGACCUCCACUCUUGUCCAAAGCCAAUUGUGUUCAUCAUUCAUUCAUUCCUUUCAGCCAAGAUUACAAGACUUGGGUUGGUAGCAUAAGUACCGUCCAUCAGUUUUGCAAGGAAAAAAAGUAGAGCUACUUGCCCAAACUAAAGUUGUCAACACUUGGAACUGCUGAGACAUGUAACUAUUCUGCACAGGGGCUUAAGCUCUGGGCAAAGCCCAUGUUUGGAACAGCUAUAAAAAUUAGACACAGAAGAAUAAGAGUUAUCGAGAAGCUUAAAAUUCAGGAACGUUUGCUUCAACUAACGCUUAUUGCAAGGGAAACAACAUGGAUCACUGUAAAUAAAGGCAAAAUGGAGUAUUGAAGGAGUAAUAGCUUAAUACUACACGGUGGCAUUUUGAGAUUCUUAACUGUGCCUAUAUUAGUGUUACAGAGCAGUAAGUAGGUUCUGAGAAACUCCUGGGUUCCUCAGUGAAGAGACUGAUAAUGGUGGGCAAGUUUCCCUGAACAAAAAGCAUGCCCACCAAUUCAUAUAUUCUCCCGCAAUGCAUAGCCAGUGUGCGCUCUCUGUUCAUGUGGGGUGACUGCUGCUGCCCCCCUCCCCCCCCCACACACACAGAUCAGGGAGUGUGAACCGACAGUGUGCCCUGACAGACAAUGUGAUGCAGGUAGCGAUCCUUGAGGGUAGGAAAUUUCAAAACCACUAUAAGUAAGGUCUAAGCAGAUAGAGCAAUAUAGUGAGCAUUCAUCCACAUAGGAUUUGAUAACCAGAGUUGUCAGAUCCUGUGUACAAUGGAAGGUUUUUUCUCCACUGAGCCAUCCUUUCUGUUUUCCAAAAGCACCAGGAAAAUACCACUUUCCCUCCAUUAACGUACAGGUUGAGUGGUUUGCUCAUCCAGACAAUGAAUGCAAUACGAAGUGGAAAUGGUUUGGAAGUCCACCAUGUUUGUGUGUUUUCCCAGGGCUCUGUGAGCAUCUUAUAAAACGGCACAGUUCCCAGGGCCAAGGGUCAGAGUUGCUGCAGAAAGGCAAUACUGCCAAGGGGGGCAUACAGACACAGAGACACAUACACACACAAACACAGAAGAGGACCUUGAAAUUGUCCAUAGGGUUACAAUGGGCACAGUGAAUGAUUGGGUUGGAGGAGCUGCCAUGCACAUUCACUUGAUAAAAUGAACCAAGCUUACUUUUCCGAAAUGGAACUGCUCAGUUAAUAGCGAUACUGUGUGCAUUAACAGACACACCCACCCCAGUAUCACUGAGGUACAUGAUGCAUUUGAAAUCAAGGAAAUACAAUGAAGGCAGCUGAAAUGAUAAGGCCUUUUGGAGAAAUUCUAAAAGAGGGUCUGUAUUUUGAAUUGAGGAUAGGCUGGGAUGGCUAAACUGGUUCAGGAGUCCUGUGUGGUUCUUUUGACAGUUCAGUUGCAGCUCUUAAGCCCCCAAAGGCAUCUGUGCUGUUUGUAGCUCCUUGAGAUGCCCAGAGACCAUCCCAUCCCUGCCCUCUGCAGCCACCUAGAAGUAGUUGAAGAGGCUUGGCCAGUAUGCAGGUGGAAAAAGAGGGGGGGGAGACUGUUAAAGUUGCAUGGAGGGAGAGGAGGCAAGCAGCUGCCAAAGAGGUGUGGAGAACAUGGGAAGGAGAGGGGUUGUUGGCUGCCAAAGACUGCUCAAGAGUUGUGAACAGUGUGGAGAGGGGAGGGGAGGCUCAGCCAAAAAGGAACAAAUGAACCCAUUAUUAUUAUUAUUUAUUUAUAUAGCACCAUCAAUGUGCACAGUGCACAGAGAAAAAGGAGGAGGCCACUAAGGCCUGGAGAACAGUGAAGAUAAUCAGUAUUGCUUGUUUUGGGGUACCCGCAGUCACCUGACGUGAAUUAGGACCGGGAUAAUGGGGCCUUCUCCUCCACUCAUGCUCUGUAAGCCUCGCCUGGGAAUGGAGGGAGGGAUUAAUGCACUCCCUUCAAGGCCUUUUCCCAUUUCACAGGGCAUUAGAUGAGGAAGGAUGAAUUUGAACCUUCUCUAGGACUUUCCGCUCAGCACAUGCUCUGCAGGCUUCACCUAGGAAAGGAAGCAUUGAAUCAGUUCCCUCCCUUUCCCCUUAUCAACUGGCCUUCAAAAGGUAUAUAACCAGCAUGAAGACCCACAAGGCCUCUACCUCUAAUUAGCUGUGACAUUAAUACUGUUUUUAAUUAAGAUUAAAAAAUAUGUAAUGUGUGUGUAAAGGGUUAGGGUUCUCUUGAAGGUCGUGGUGUGCAGUUCAGCAGGACUAAAACAUUGGCCAACCCUGGCAUGGGCCAAAAGCCCAGCAACAGUGGUCCUCUCUACUGACUGACUGCCUCUCGCAAGAGUUGACACAGGAAAAAGCCCUGUUAACCCCUCCCUCCCCAAUCUGCAGAGCAACAGGAGCUUAAGCAGCACCCUCCCUCUUUUAUACAGGUCACUCCCAUUUGCUUGUUUCUUGUCCCAAAAUAUAGAUUUGGACAGCUAAGAACAGCGACAGCACCAGGGAAGCUGCCUACCCUCAUGAUUAAGUGUCAUGUUUAUUGUUUCAUAUUACUCAAAAGCAGUAUUGUUUGAAUGACAGCUCCCAAAGCCAUCAACACUAAAACCCUAUUUUGUACACAAAAAAGGAAGAAAAUAUUGGGGUGGGUGUGUGUUGAAGUGUUAUAGUUAUCCUUGUUAUUCACACUUUUGGGAAACUCUACUAAGAUUUCACUAUUUAUGGCCUUUGAUUGGUAGACAAAGGGGAACUCAGUUAUGUUUCAUUUUAAUUGCGUUCUCUGGAAGCGGGAUGCAGUAAAUAAAUCCAAUCUGCUCUAUAGGGUUGUUUUUGUACUUAUGCUAAAUUGGGAAACUAUCUUGUUCUGCAUACCGAAGACACCAAGCUGAAUCCAUAUUACUCCAAUGAUAACUGUGCAAUAUAACUUUGGGGAUAAGGUCAUGGCAGAUAUAACAUUCCUGCUCUUCUUAACCACAGUAAAAAGAUCUUACGCCCUCUGGUUUUAGCAUUAGCCAGGAUUUCCUUUCAAUCAGAGUUUGAAGCUGGUUAUUAUUGAAUGCUGAUUGAGAGAACUCGGUCAGCAUUAAUAAUGGCUACCAUUGACGUUGUUUAAUUCUUAACUGUGGGUUAAGGUAGACGUGGGAAAACCACAGAGGGAUUGAUCUCUUAAAUAUGAUUAAGGUAGCGGGAGCAAGACAUGUGCACCAGCCCUGUUAGGUAGUUAUAUGACUUAGCUUGUCUUCCAUAAAUGAACUAGCAUGAUUCUUGUGACAUUGAGAUAAAUUAAUUUAAGAAAGUGUUGUUGGAUCUAGUGUAUCACUUCAUUGUGCACAUGGCGUUUGUUUUGGAAUGGGCUUCCACAUUUCAAUUCAAGGGAAUUAAAGCAGCCAUGCACCCAGAGAUAGAUUUCUUCCUUACACUGAAGUAAAUAGGAACGUCUUUGCAGGCAGACGCUCUGCAUAAAUGCAUUAGAAAAUGUCAAUGUCCGUCAGUUAAGGGAUGAUAGUGGGUAUGUGAUUUUUGUUUAAAUUGCCUUUUGCGAGAAAUUAAGGAACAUGCAAAUAUACAAAUGCAGAGGAAUACCAACUUACAUGCUUACCAACCUAGCAGGAAUUACAAGUUCUUCCCUCGAGAUAUCUUCAGUCACGAACGGAAGGUAUUUAUGAAAUUGAGUGACAGAAAGUCAGAGAAUAAAACCAGAACGUUGUAUUGUAGGGAAACUCAAUGCAUAUGUAAAUUAUACUGCACUACUUCUUUAAACACUUAACAAAAAUCACUGGAAUAUUAUAGAUUUAUCUGCAUUGUAAAUAAUCAAAGUUCAUCUACUAGUUAUCAAUUAUUAAGUGACACAGUAUGUCAUGUAAUUUACGGUGCUCAGAUUACAAUAUGAAGAAUAAGUGAAUAACUAGUUUGCAAAGAGAAAAAUUGUUAUAUAUUUAUAGACAAAUUAAAUACAGAUUUUGGACCGACUCAUAUUUGGUUGAGGUUGAUAGAAUGAACUCUAUGGAGCUACUCCAGAUUUAUAAGAAUUUAGUUUAAAAUAUUUAUAUUUUAGAGGGAGAAGACUAUAUUUAAUAAAAAUUUCAUUUAUUGGA